AUGGUCCUCUUCUUCACUUCCACUGUGGUUGAUCCGCCAGCAAUGGUUUACAUGGGCAAGGAUAAAGUCGAGAACGAAGACUUGAUUAAAUACGCAUGGCCUCAGGAUGUGUGGUUCCACGUCGACAAGCUGUCCUCAGCGCACGUCUAUCUUCGCAUGCCACCGACUAUGACCUGGGACAGCAUUCCCCAGGUGCUUUUGACCGAUUGUGCGCAGCUAGUGAAAGCUAACUCGAUCGAAGGAAAUAAGAAAGACAACCUCACCAUUAUUUAUACUCCGGGGAGUAACCUCAAGAAAUCCGGAGAUAUGGCCGUCGGUCAGGUGUCAUUUCACAGUGACAAACAAGUCAAAAGAGUUCACAUCCCAAAGCGAGAAAAUCUAACCAUAAACCGUCUCAACAAAACAAAAGUCGAGAGGGAUGUAGAUCAUGAGCAAGAGCGCGUAGACCGCAUCAAGAAAGAGAACGCAGAGAAAAGAACUGUAGCUGCUCAAAACAAAAAAGCUGAAGCAGAGUUAGCCAAGACUAGGGAAGCGGAGAAGGCUGCCCGCUCUUACGAUUUGUUAUUCGAAGUCGAGGAGGAUCCUGAUGCGCCGAAGCUUACCGGGAAAGCUAUCGAAGAGGACUUCAUGUGA
This is a messenger RNA of Suillus subaureus, 633 nucleotides long. RefSeq names its product cytoplasmic protein. Lineage: Eukaryota; Fungi; Basidiomycota; Agaricomycetes; Boletales; Suillaceae. The coding region runs from base 1 to 633 and encodes 210 amino acids. The transcript has 8 exons. The record is from RefSeq and is a predicted model, not a curated record.